This is a messenger RNA of Manis javanica (Malayan pangolin), 1035 nucleotides long. NCBI's taxonomy places the organism in Eukaryota, Metazoa, Chordata, Mammalia, Pholidota, Manidae. The record is from RefSeq and is a predicted model, not a curated record.
AUGUUGCCAUCAGUUCCACAUAGAAAGACUUGGUGGAAAUUGAAGGAGGCAGUAAAAGUCACAAAAUCCUAUCUAACCUUCCCUUCCCUGAAUGCCUGGGAAGAAUUCGGGGGCCUCUUGCCUGUGGAUAAGGAACCAAACCCUGGAGUGGGCCUGGGUGUGGAGGAGGGACUGCUCUGCCAGACGGUUCAUUCUCCAGAAUUCAACCUGUUCCCUGACUCAGUGGUGUUUGAAAGCAACUUUGUCCAGGUCAAAAAGGGCAGGAACUGGAUAGACAUCAACAAAGCCUCCAACACCAUGGCCCUUGGGGUAACCUCCUCUGUGCCCUGCCUGCCCCUUCCCAACAUCCUCCUCAUGGCCAGUGUCAAAUGGCACCAGGGGCAGAGCCAAACAUGGAACAGACCGUCUACAGCCCCAAACAUCAUACUGAAGAGGAUUCUCCCAUUGAAGUUUGUGGAGCUCCAGGUCUGUGACCAGCUUCAGCACAUCCUGCGGUUGAGGACAAUCACUGAGAAGAUCUACUACCUAAGGCUCCACCCUGACCAUCCUAGGACUGUAUUCCACCUCUGGAUCCAACUGGUUCAAAUUCUGCAGGAGGGCCUGUCCAUCACCACCAAAGAUCCUAGGAUUCUUGUCACUCACUGUCUGGUACCCAGGAACUGCAGCAGCCCUGCAGGAGACUCUCAGUUAACACAGAAGAAACCCCAAGCCUCCCAACCAAGUGAGAACCUCACGCAGCUAAUGGCCAAGGGGGAGAGUGAGGCCCUCUCUCUGAUUUUUGCUGACUUACACCAGCGAAACCAGUUCAGGAGCAGCAAAGAGACAAAGACCAAAAAGGACAGCUCAGAAAAAGAUACUCCCGCUGAAGACUGCAUCCCUUGCACCAGCGACUUCAGUUGGAGAGAUUCGUUCACUUACAGCGAGUGGGAAAGAGAGAACCCCUCCGGGCCACAGACGCUCUCACUCCUCAGCACUCUGGCAGCCUCCUCAGGGCUGCAGCUGGCCCCACACAUAACUUUGGACCAUCUUCUGUAG